Messenger RNA from Aplysia californica (California sea hare), 2829 nucleotides. Its product is annotated as N-acyl-phosphatidylethanolamine-hydrolyzing phospholipase D. The transcript has 7 exons. Gene Ontology annotation, cellular component: membrane-bounded organelle; cytoplasm. The record is from RefSeq and is a predicted model, not a curated record. The coding region runs from base 88 to 1110 and encodes 340 amino acids. Gene Ontology annotation, molecular function: zinc ion binding; N-acylphosphatidylethanolamine-specific phospholipase D activity. Gene Ontology annotation, biological process: N-acylphosphatidylethanolamine metabolic process; N-acylethanolamine metabolic process. Lineage: Eukaryota; Metazoa; Mollusca; Gastropoda; Aplysiida; Aplysiidae.
CGUAACCUGAAGUAAACAAACUCGGCACUUGGCUUGGCCGAAAGAGACCUUGGUACACUUGCUUGUGCUUGUAGAUGGAGAAAAGUCAUGGAGGAAUUGAGUCAUGAGACAGAGACAGAAUUCACAGAAGCCUGCUUUUCUAAUGGUCGCUACAUGAACCCAUGGAAAACCUGGAGGAACCCGCGUAUGGGCGGAUUAUUUAAAUUUAUUUUCAUGACCAAGGAUCACUCAGCAAUACCGAAAGCAUCAGUUCUGGAUGAAACCUUACCUGUCCUGAAACCAGAUUUUUCAGCGUAUGACAGUUCACCUGAGACAGGUGUCCGGCACAUGUGGGUGGGACAUGCCUCCUCUUUAGUACAGCUGGAUGGGGUAACAGUUUUGACCGACCCGAUUUUCAGUAAUCGCUGUUCUCCGGUGCAGUGGAUCGGCACUAAAAGAUACCGACCCCCUCCAUGCGCAAUCGAGGAGUUGCCCAAGGUGAAUUGUGUGGUCAUCAGUCACAACCAUUAUGAUCAUCUGGAUUAUAACAGCGUUGUUGCUCUCAACAAAAGAUUUGGUGAGAGCCUACGAUGGUACGUGCCCAUGGGUCUCAAAGAAUGGAUGAAUCAGAGUGGGUGUCAGAACGUGGUGGAACUAACGUGGUGGCAGGAGAAUAUCUACGAAGGUCCCAAAGGAAACAUUAAAUUUGUGUGCACACCUUGUCAGCACUGGUGCAAGCGGACGGCCACAGAUGACAAUAAGGUCCUGUGGUCCAGCUGGAGUGUCCUGGGACCCACACACAGGUUUUACUUUGCCGGGGACACUGGCUACUGUGAGGGCUUCAAACAGAUAGGAAAACGUUAUGGGCCUUUUGACUUAGCAACUAUUCCCAUCGGUGCAUAUUUUCCCAGAGACUUUCUGUCCCCCCAGCAUGUGGACCCAGCACAGGCCGUAGACAUCCACAAUGAUCUCAAGUCCAAGAAGUCGGUUGGAAUUCACUGGGGAACUUUCAAAUUAACGAAAGAGUUUUAUUUAGAGCCAAGAGAAAAACUGCAGGAGGAACUGAGCAAAAGAGGCAUGGACCCUUCAUCCUUUGUCACUGUUAAAGCUGGGGACAUUCAAGUUUUUUGAUGAAUGAGAUGCAUCCUCAUCCUUCCGACCUUCUGCUAUCUUUCUCUCUCUCCAGUCUGUGUGAGAGAUUCACGUUUUCUGAUGAAUACAAUGUUAUUCUUUCUAUUCUUUGUCUCAUUCUCUCAUUCUCUGUCUGUCUGCCUCACUCUCUUUCUCUCUUAGGUGUCAAAGUUUUGUGAUAAAUGAGACAGGAGCCUCUCUAUCCUGUUAUAAAAGCAGUCUAUCUCUAUGAUGUAAAUUGUUUCCCUUUGAGCACUAUUAUUAUCUGUUUAUGCUGAUUUUCAGUAAGUGUUAUGCAGCUUUUAUUUAUGCUUCUUUUUUUCUGUUUUUUGACUUGUUCAAAACUUUUCUGUAUUUAGAAUUAAUGUAUAUUUGUUUUUGGUGGCAUCCUUUAUUACAAAGCUUGCAUAUGAUAAUAGAAAGCAAUGGAGAUUUGGGUAUUUAGCUCAAUUUGUUUUUUUGCACUAUAGUUGACUCAGGUAUUUCCUAUAGUGUGGUCAAAAAUUUAUGGUACAAGUUAUUGUCAAAUAUCUCCUCAAUCGUUGAACAAAGACUCUUGAACUUUUGCCCAAUGACUUGUAUCAAUUUGUCUCAACAGAUUAAUAUUUUUGUAAAAAACUGUUCACUGUAUUUUAGAAAAUUCUUCAAUAAAUAUUAAUUUUAAAAAUCCUGGUAGGUGGUUUCUACAGAUUUAAAAAGGUUUUCAUCCCAUGAGCUGGGACAUUAGCACUGUUAAAAGCAAGUUUGUACUUUUUUUCCAAUCACGGCAUCAUGCUUAUUGAACUCAGGUUUUUAGAACCUUAAAGUGAAAAAAAAAAAAGUGUUCACUAUCCACUAUAUAAUUUUUUAUUUUUUUGGUGACAAUUAAUGGUGUGGAAUGAACCUUGAAGUUUUUUUUAUUCUAGUUUUUUUACCAUGGAUGAUUACAUUUUACUGGGGGUUUUUUAAAACCAAAACGAACUGACACGAGCACAUCACUACUGAACAGGAGUGGUUACACUGUUCUUUAUUUCUGUUACUCUUAUGUUUUGUACAGAUAUAUUGAGAGUUAUUUGUGAUAGUCUGAAGGUGCCUCCCUGUCGCAAUACCCAUCUAUGAUUUACCUCAUCAUCAUGCUACUCCCUGUUGUGCCAAGUAUGGGAACAUUGAUUCACCCGUUAAAGACAUAUUUGAGGAUAAGUUGUGCCAGGAAUUUUUGUCUGCUUUAUACGUACGUAUGUAUUUAUUUUGUUGUUCCAGUCAUUCCUUAUGUAUAAAUCUCGUAAUAUAACUCUUACAUCUGUCGAUAGGUUUGAUCUGUGUUGGAAUUGUGGUUGUUGUUAUCGAUCCAGAAUUGUGAUAAACAAUGCACAAUUUGUACCUGUUUCAGGCAGUGAAAGUUGGGUCACUGGUCCAUUUGACACAUUCAGGUGAACUCGUGGCCAGAGAUGAUGGAUCUAUUGACUUCCUGUAUAGGUUUAAGAUUCUUUACCUAAACCCCUCUCUGGAUUGUUUUCCCCAUGAAUGCUAUAUCUUAUAUCUUAUAACAUAUAUAUACAACAGUCUCUGCCUAAUAUCCCACUGCUUAUGUUCCCAGUUCACGUAAGUUCCCACUGUUUAAAGAAAACAGUAUUUUUACUACCCAAAAGUCACCCCUAAGAUCUUGCUCUGAAGGAUUACUUUUGGCUGAGAUCCCGCAUUUCAGAUAAUAAUAAUAAAUGAAUAAAAUUAAUUACACUU